Messenger RNA from Didymosphaeria variabile, 4563 nucleotides. RefSeq lists its product as uncharacterized. The transcript has 4 exons. NCBI's taxonomy places the organism in Eukaryota, Fungi, Ascomycota, Dothideomycetes, Pleosporales, Didymosphaeriaceae. The coding region runs from base 1 to 4563 and encodes 1520 amino acids. The record is from RefSeq and is a predicted model, not a curated record. Gene Ontology annotation, molecular function: protein binding.
AUGAGCCAGCCGACCUCCCUCGCCCGCUUCGUUCGCUUUUGCUACUCUCUGAUUUUACUCAUACGUGCAUCGAUAGACCCAACAAACUUUAUUACGCAAGCGUUGCGACAGAGAGCCUUCUUGUACUCAGCCUUUUCUAAAACGAAUCGAGACGGGAGCAUGGGGAAGCGUAAGGCUGAAGAUGACGAAUGGGAGCUGUUCAAGGAUGAGAUCCUUGAGCUUUACGCUCAACACCCGCUCCUAAAGGUGAUGCGUAUCAUGGACACCAAAGGAUUUAAGAGAACUAAGGCUCAAUACGAACGGCGCUUAAAUGGUUGGCAGAGCGGCGCCCGGAAGAACGUAACCAAGGCUGAGUGGAAAUUUAUCGUGCAGCAGUUGCAACACCGCAAGUCCGAGGGUAAAGCAUCGGUGGUGGUAGUGCGCGGCUUCCAGGUACCACAGACACGGCUUGCCAAGCAAGGCAAGAUGCACGCUUACCAAACUGCGCUAGAACGUUUCGCACCUGAUCUUCAGGUCAAGGCUAUGGCCGAGGUCGAAGUUCACACACCUCGUGAACGGUCACCUGCUCCCGAAUUGACUCGACGGAGAGUUUUGAACCUCUUCCGCUGCAUGCAACAGCUUCCAUGGUGGCAUGUUGCUGACAGAAUUGAUGACAUGCUUCACAUUUACCGUGGAACCCACCCGACAGUGCCACCGGUCAGCUCGCCGCGUUCAGCACCACGCAACGCGAAAAGGACCAAAAUUCUCUUCAGUCUCUUCUCACAAACCCGGAUCACUGUCGGGGACAACUUCUCUAAUCCUUCCAAUGACGUGAGCAGAGAGAAUUCGGCUACCGCAUUGGCAAAAUUGAAAGAGCACCUACAGUUAUUACGGAUAGGGCGCGGACCUACCGCCAACGAAACCAAGUCAGAUGUUACUAUCAAGACAACUCAGUUGGAAAUGUUCAAACUCGUUAUAGGAUUGGUUUCCAAUAACUGCAAUGUUGGGGAUCUUACGUGGAUGAUCAUGGGUUUCCUUGACAACCCACAAAAUCUUGAAUUUCUCAAGCGUGUACUCGCCCUGAACUUGGCUUCUACCAAUGCUGUUGCUGAGAAACUACUAAGCUGGUCGAUUCGAAGCCGAAGCGGUGGGAACCCAGCUCUAGUAAAAGUUCUUCUGGACGCUGGCGCUGACGCCAAUUACGUCGAUUCUUUUGGAUCAUCUUUGCUGAAUUAUGCAUCAGUUGUUUCACACCGCGACACAAAUUACGCAGUCUGCAAGAUGCUCCUUGAUGCCGGAGCAGAUGUAAAUCAUCGGAAUGCGCUUGGUGGAUCCUCCCUUUUGACAGCAUGUGUCACAAGAAACUAUGCUCUAGUCGAGCUACUUCUGAGAUACGUGCCUGAUAACAGCUAUAUGGAUCUGAUAUUGUCCCAUUAUUUUAGGGACAAAGCAAUCUGGAGACUGCUUCUGGACGCGGGAGCGGAUAUCAACUUCCAAGAUCAGCAUGGUCGAUCUCCACUAUGGCAUGCGUGUCAAGCCGGGAAUGGUGCUCUGGUCAUAUUGUUUCUUGACCACGGAGCUGACGUUGAUCUCCACCAUGAAGCUCAGGGAACCCCUCUAUACCAUGCAACAUCCCGGUGUAGCGGCGCAGUUAUCUCGAAACUGUUGGAUCACGGAGCUCAUUUCGGAACGAAAGUACCAUCAUUCGUAACAUUGAUUGAAGACCACGGGUACGACAUAGCAGAACGACUGAUUCAAUCUGCCCUAAUGUCGCCAGGGUACUCGCCAAAUGUUGCGACCAGUGCCUUCGUUAACGCAGCUUGGAAGGGCAAAUUGGAGACUUUGACAUAUCUCGCCACUUUACUGCCGGAACCAUUGAAGGAGUUGAGACUGAAUUCAUGGCUACUAUUUGAGGCAGCCGCCUUUGGGACGGACGCCCGCCAAAUACAUCAUGCAAAUGACGUCUCGGAUGCAGGAUCAAGCGAAAGCGCCGGUGAAGACCCAGAUACUGACGACCACGAGGUUCCAGAUACUAGCGACUCGGAAAACUCAGAUGUCAGCGAUGUGGAAGAUUCCAACGACGGCGACAUCGGAGAUACAUAUGCCACUGACAUUGGCAAUACGAUCGACAAUGACGUCGAGGGCUCAAUAGUCAGUGAUGUCCGAGAUUCAGACACUAGCGACGCGCAAGACUCGAAUUUCAUCGACGUCGAAAUUCCGGACGCCAGCGAAAAUGAAUUAUUAGAAUCCAACGCGAUCGCCAUCAUGGAUUAUCUUCGUCUCAACAGCUUCGACAUCGGUAGUGUGGAUGAUUCUGGAAGAGGCAGUCCACUUUUCUACGCGGCCUUGUGCGGACGUAUCAAAUUGUCACAAUAUCUGCUUGAAAAUGGAGCUAAGUUAGAGAGUUUCGCGAACGGAGACUGGGUACAACUGGUGAUUGAGGCUGAUCCUAAAGCACAAGUGGAUAUCUCGUUACGUUUCCGUAGCUCGGUGAGUUCCCGAAUCCCGCGAAUGAACAAUGACCUUGCAUUCUGGGACGAUGAAGGGGGGCUGGCAAGCUUGGCAUACAAUCAUGCUGCGGAACUAGCACCCAUACAUGCCGCGGCUAUGUGUUCCAACGAGACCAAAGUAGAAGUGACUCAGCUUAUGCUACGUCAUGGCGCAAAUCCGAACCGAUCUGGUGCUGUCUUGCCUAUACAGAUAGCUUCUUUUGCGAGUGGGGAAGAUGCCCGGCUUAUUACAACACUUCUCAAAAGCGGAGCGGAGCCGAACCUCGCAGCCACAAGAAAGGUCGAUAUCUGGUGGUCGAAUACUGUUUCAGACAUAGACUGGAACCUACGCAUCGCCGUUCCGAAUGCACUGCAUAUGGCUUUGAUAAAUGCAGGGGUAGAGGUCUUCGACACCUUGCAUAGAGCGGGUGCCCAACUUCCUCAUUCAUCAUACGCCAUGGAAUACUGCACUUGUGAGGCCAAUUCCUUGGUAGUAACUUCAUCGGUGGGCGAAUCUGAGCGUGCUUUCCAUCGCAAACGCAGUGCUUUCACGCGCUACAAUUCCCACCAAGGGGUUUUGGACGGCGAUUCUGACUCGAGCUGGCUUGACCGAGAUCAGAUGUUCGAUUUUAGCCAAGAUCCAUCUGGGACUAGAGCUAUCAGUUCGGAUACAGUAAAUCACGAUCCGGGCAACGAACAGUGUCCCUACAGUGAUGAGACGUGGUGGAAUCCUCUAUAUCAGAUACUAUACGAAGGAGGCGAAGACCAUUUCUCCAUGGUGCUUGCAAUACUGUCACCGGAUCAAAAAGCGCGGUGGAUGACAAGCAAAUGCUUUCAGUAUGCUCUGACAUUAUUCGAAUGGGAAUUCGUUACUCGACACAUCAAUAGUAACAAUUUCCCUACAUGCGUCAUUCAUCACGAAGCCUUCCUGAUGAAGGCCAUUGGAAAGGCUGACGAGCGUUUGGUGGACCUUUUGAUCAAGAGUGGGAACCUGCCACAUGCUACCCUGCAACGCGGAUUUCUUCGCGCGGCGGAACUUGGUCACACCAAGCUAGUAGAGUCCUUCCUCGCGUCCGGAUGCUGUCCUGACAGCAAGGUUGAGCUACUCAUCGGGAAGGUGUUCUCAGCUAAUGAAGGUAUACCAUUCUACCGCAGUCCCCUGGGUCAUGCAUUGAGCAUGGAAGACUGCAUGAUGACAAACAUCUUCCGCAAUCACUAUAGGAACAUAACAUUUGGACUACGCACAUCUGACUGCUCACACCACUUUUCACGCGCUUACGGAGAAGCGAUCCGAUAUGGCGAUACGGAGACUGCUGAAUUGCUGACAAGUGAGGACAAUAUUAGCGAAAUCGAGUACGUCGGCCCUGUUCCUGCUUUAGGAAACACUAAACUGUUCGAAUUCCAUUCGUCGAUUCAGCUUGCGGUUGCGUUCAAACAGUACGAUGCAGUAAACUGGCUCCUUGCCCGAGACGCGGAUCCAAAUAUCCCCAGAGAACCUCAGUAUAGCCCACGGGCAUUCCACUCGCCUUUGCAAUGUGCUGUCAAAGACGGUAACGUCAGCCUAGUCAGGCUGCUGAUAGCGAAGGGCGCUCAUACCAAUGACACGCCAGUUGAAAUACGAGGUGCUACAGCUCUCCAAUUUGCUGCUAUCCUAGGCAACUUUGAACUACUAAACAUACUGAUCAGGGCCGGUGCAGCAAUUGAUGCACCACCAUGUUCCUGGGAAGGACGUUCUGCACUUGAGGGAGCCGCAGAAUAUGGUCGGUUAGAGACGGUUCACUUCCUGUUGGAAGCUGGGGCAGAGGUUCAAGGCCGAAUGAACAUGAACUACAGGAAGACCGUCUAUCGAGCCUGGGUGCAUGGUCAUCGGGUAUUGGCCAAGGCGGUUCAACAGUGGAAGCAAGAGAGGUAUGGGUUGGAAGAUUGCGAGUCGAUCGAUGCUAUCGUCGAGUCGAUGGAUCUAGAGACUUUGGAGCGACAUGGGGAGCCGAAACUGGCAAGGCCCAAAUAUUUCCAGUCUUGCUUGACUUGCAAGUACGGACUUAGGGAAUUCCACAACAGUAUUGCGGCCUCCGGCCCACAGAAGAACAUGUAG